UCGUUCGUCAGUGUGUCGAGAACGUAGCAUGUGCCCACCAGUCCAUAGUCACGUACACGUCUACCUACCGCACCAUCAACCUCAUAAUAAACUUUUUUCUUACGGCUACCGUUAGUGAGACAGAUCAAGCUCAACGGAAAAAUUUUCAGCCUGGUUAUUCAGUCGUUCGAACUACCGUUUUCUUUCGAAUUCAAAUCGACCCACCGAGUGAAGUUGAAUUUGACGCUCGCGCACAAAUCGCACGUGCUUUUUUUCCUCCGCUCUCUGUUUCUUUCCCAGUAUAUGUAUCAGUUCGAAGACUCCUUUGAAAUUACUUCAAUUUAACGUGCAAUUAUUCAGGCCCGGUAAUAAUUCAAAAGGGAGGAAUCGCGUUUCACGUUUUCCCCCAAACAAUUGAGUGAAAGCGUUCGGUCGAAGUUUAAGUGAAACGAAAAUAAAACUGUUUUCCAAAGUAAAAGUGUUGAAGGAAUACUCGGUGUCGACGAAAUCUGUUGAGCUCCGUUGGCCCAUAAUGUACUCAAAAUAAAUUUGAACAGCGAAAAUCUGUCAUACAUUACAAACGACGUGAGCCUGAAUUUUCGGAAGGAGAUUAGUUCGAAGGAAAAAUUCGUUUUUCGAGUGAACCGGGCCACGCGCAUUCCGAAGAGGCUCGAGUUUCUAGAGCAAAGGCCAUAGCGAAGGAAACGAAGGAAAGAGAAAAAAAGCGAGAGAAUUCGUUUGCUCUUCUGAGCCGAGCGGAAAGCGCAUCGACCCGAGAAAAGUUAGCGUUCAUCGAGUUAUCUCAAUUCAUCUCUCCCUCCUUUUUUGCAAUAUCAGCAUCUCUCUGACUAUAAUCGUCGUUCAUCUCUCUUCUCCUUGCUCAUUCUCGUUCUCCCGAUCGAAAGAGCGCAGCAGGCAAAGUUUAUUUAUCAACGAACAUCUCGAAGAUUGUGGACGCGUUUUGCCGAUCCAGUGAUACCGGAUACUAACGUGCGGUACAAUAAAAAUAUAAAUAAAUAUAUUUACAUACGAAUAUAUUAAAACAACGAAAGCAGAAGAGAGCUGUCGGAGCACACGGACGAAAAAUCUCUUCGCAAGUCAAAAUGAGCUGUACAAGCGCACCGUCAACCGUGGCCAAGAAAUGCGAAACUCUUCUCAGCAAGUGUGAAAUACCGAUCAUCGAUCUCGGUCACAUGGGCCUCGAGCGAUGUCCGCAGAAGGGAGUGGUCAAGCAGGUCGCCUCGAAACUCGUGCGGGCUCUCUCCGAGAAGGGAUUGGCGUUCAUCGUCAACCACGGGAUCCCUGAUUGCAAGAUGAAGGCCGUGUACCGAGCCUUGGACGAGUUUUGCGUCUUGCCGGCGGAUUCUCGCGCCAAGUACGAGUGCGUCGCACCCUCUAGUCACGGAUACGUCAAGCCGGAAGUGGAGGAUCCUUCGUCGCCGGCCGACAAAGAGGCCAGACACGCUUUCAUCAUCACCGGGGAUACUGAAGUCUUGCCGGAAGACGAGGUGCCCGGUUUCCGUGCCGCUGUGGAAGAACUCUCGAGGGAUUUUAAGCAGCUCUCGGGCAUGCUGCUCCAGGCGCUCUCGGUGGGUCUGGAACAGCCGCCUGAAUUCUUGCCCAGCAAGCACGCGCACAUGCUUAAAGAAGGAAACGAAACUGCCCUUCGCCUUCUUUACUAUCCGCCAUCCGGAGUUGUCGAGUCCAGCCUCACUCAUUACGGAGCGCGUUGCGAUUACGGGACCUUUACGCUUCUCGCCCAGGACCGGGAGAGUGGCUUGGAGAUUCAAACGUUGAGCGGUGGUCGUUGGGAACGAGUCGGCCAUUUGACCGGUGCCAUAUUGAUAAAGACCGGUGACAAGCUCGCGAGUUGGACGAACCAGCAGUUCCAAACGUUGAAACAUCGGAUCGUUGUGCCCGAGCAGUACGGCCGAGGACGUCACUCGAUCGCUUUCUUCGUUCAUCCGGACAAGGACACGACGAUCGAGCCGCUGGAGACAAAGAUCGCGACUGCGUCGGGUCAGGAGCCGGUGCUUUGUCGAAUGGAAAAGAAGAAGCGAGGCGUUAUGACGGCCUACCAUCAUCUUCAACGUCGGUUCAGAGAAACAUACGCCUCUUAACGCUCUACCACUGCAUCGCAAUUCGUUUUUCAAUCCAUUAUCCGAUGGUAGCACAUACUUUUGAAUACCAUACGAGCGAUGAGUUCAAACGAAAGCAUAAAUAUAAAACGGAGCAGCGCGUUAUUCUCAUGUACUUCGACGACCGUCCGCUCGUCGAGAAAAAUCCCAAGUUUGCAAACUAAAAAGAAACGAAAUAUUUUCAAGAGGUUCGUCCAAACGUGUUUCUGACACACGCGCCAAGUAUUAAAAUUCAUCCCUCUGCCAAUCUUUUUUUUACGCUGCAAAUGUAGCGGACGCGAGUUGAUCUUAAGAAUCAAACGAUUGCGAUAGACUGAAUAGAAUUUUAAAAGAAUACGACGAAUUAGAAAGAAGGAAAUAAAGCGAGAGACGGAAGAGAGAAAUUUUAGCAUGGGCUCGUGCAUCGAUAAGCUGAUUAUGUUUGUAUUGUAUGCAUUUAACGGCCCGCACGCUCACCGAGGCUGACGGCCCUGGGGCUGAGUUACUACUUUUCGUAUGCACGACGCCUAAAGUUUCAGCUCGUAAAUACUUCAUCAAUCUCGAAAGCUCUCAAUCCUGACGUUAUCGACCGAGAGAUGUUUGUUGUUUUUGUUUCUUUUCUUCUUUAUUCAUUAUUUUCGUGUUUCUGCGUCCAAUGUCCAGUAAUAGAAUUUCGCGACAACCACUCGUAUACCGUCCGACACGAAUUGUUUCGUCCUGCUCGUCCGCGCGUUCGAUAUUUAUAAUGGGAAAUUUGCGAUACUUCUAGUGCCUGUUUGUAACGUUCGCCAACACGAGAUUAACAGUAUGGAGUCUCGAGCAAUAAUUAAAUCAAUUUGUACUUAAA
Venturia canescens is the source of this 2943-nucleotide messenger RNA. RefSeq names its product 2-oxoglutarate-dependent dioxygenase htyE-like. Gene Ontology annotation, molecular function: 2-oxoglutarate-dependent dioxygenase activity. Lineage: Eukaryota; Metazoa; Arthropoda; Insecta; Hymenoptera; Ichneumonidae. The record is from RefSeq and is a predicted model, not a curated record. The transcript has 5 exons. The coding region runs from base 1083 to 2099 and encodes 338 amino acids.